AUUAUUAUGCAUCAAUUAGUAAUACGGUUUACUGAUUAGAAGACUCUUGCAAGAGCCUUAAUAAAAAAUAAAUACCUGCUUUUAUAAAUCUUUUAUUGAGACCAGAAUGGGUGGCCAUCUUUCUGUUGACAACUUAUCUGCAGAAGAAACCGAAGAGCUUUGCCAGUUAACAGGAUUUUCUUCUGAGCAAAUUAGGAACUUAUACACCCGUUUUAAGCACUUAGAUAGAGACAAUUCAGGAACUAUAAGCUCUGAAGAAUUUAUUAGUGUCCCUGAGUUGGCCAUGAAUCCUUUGAUUACCAGGAUAAUUGCUUUGUUUGACGAAAAUUUUACAGACCAUAUUAAUUUUCGCGAUUUCUGUUUUACUCUUUCCGUGUUUCGUCCUAGCGGGAAUCGAGAAGCUAAGCUACGAGCUGCCUUUCAAAUUUACGAUCUGGACAAUGAUGGGUUUAUAGGUAGAGAAGAGCUUUAUGAAGUAGUAAAGUUAAUGACUGGCAGUUAUAUAGACGACAAGCAGUUGUGGAAAAUAGUUGAUAAAACGAUUGAAGAGGCAGAUACUAUCGACCGGGAUGGGAAAAUCUCACUGGAAGAGUUUAGUUUGGUUUUAAAGAAUACUGACUUACACAAGCGAUUAUCAGUGAACUUUUAAGUUGUUGAAGUUUAUGUUUUGUUUUAUUAAUAAUUUUUUAAUUGAAGGGUUAGUUAAAAAGAGACCUUCUUUUACGCGUAUAUUAUAUUGCUUU
This is a messenger RNA of Zophobas morio, 743 nucleotides long. Its product is annotated as calcineurin subunit B-like. Bases 107 to 649 code for a protein of 180 amino acids. Gene Ontology annotation, molecular function: calcium ion binding; phosphatase binding; calcium-dependent protein serine/threonine phosphatase regulator activity. The transcript has 6 exons. Gene Ontology annotation, biological process: protein dephosphorylation; calcineurin-mediated signaling. Lineage: Eukaryota; Metazoa; Arthropoda; Insecta; Coleoptera; Tenebrionidae. The record is from RefSeq and is a predicted model, not a curated record. Gene Ontology annotation, cellular component: calcineurin complex.